GGAAGAAAGGUUAGAUACCUGCUUGUAUUUUUUUUUGAAAUGGGAUGGUCUUCAAACUCCCGAGAUGCAGUCUAGACUGCGGGCUCUCCCCUUUCUGACUGGACUGACUCGGGGAAGGCUCAAUUUGACCUCCUCCGGAGCAUGCUUCACAGCCACUCAUUCGUCCUGACCAAAGAGUAGAAUCUAUCUCUCAGCGAUUCCUUUCUCCGCUAAUCACCCCUUCCCAACCAGCCCCCCCGAUCGAUCGUCGGUUGAUCGGCGAUAGGGGUUGAGAUGGUUCGAAGUUGUCGGAACGAAUCGUUUGUUUGCUUUAUCGAACAAAGCUUGAUUAGGGGGUCGUCGGUUAGCCCCCUAUUUUCAACCAUUACAGCUGGUGUUGACCAGCUUUUCGAUACGGACGGACACGAAGAAAAACGCAGGCAGCGGAAAUGCAAAAGAGAAGAACAAAGAUUCCCGACCCUAAUGACUCAACCACAAAUCUGUUGAAUGAAGGGGGAUUGCUUACUCUCAGCCACUAGUUAGAAGGAAAUCCCUUGACUGAGCAUAAGCUCAGUCAAGUGAGGCGGGUGGAGAUUCCAUUCGAAGUAACAUAACAGGAUUCGUUAAUGCACCAUCUUCAAAAAAAAGCGGGAUCCGGAGUUUUCGAGAAAAGGUCCCAUCCGUCAAUAUCAUGAUUGGGUCGACCAGGCCAGAUCAUAAGUGAAAUAUCAUGAUCGGGUCGACCAGGUCAGGCCCGAUCAUGAGUGAAUAGAAAAUCUAAAACGUACAUUGCUGUUCCAGCGGAAAUACUUGGUUUAAUUCUACCACUUCUACUAGGAGUAGCCUUUUUAGUGCUAGCUGAACGUAAAGUAAUGGCUUUUGUGCAACGUCGAAAGGGUCCUGAUGUAGUGGGAUCGUUCGGAUUGUUACAACCUCUAGCAGAUGGUUCGAAAUUGAUUCUAAAAGAACCUAUUUCACCAAGUAGUGCUAAUUUAUCCCUUUUUAGAAUGGCUCCUGUGGCUACAUUUAUGUUAAGUCUGGUCGCUUGGGCCGUUGUACCAUUUGAUUAUUGUAUGGUAUUGUCAGAUCCGAACAUAGGGCUACUUUAUUUGUUUGCCAUAUCUUCGCUAGGUGUUUAUGGAAUUAUUAUAGCGGGUUGGUCUAGUAAUUAGGGGGGCGGCCGUUCGGUCGCCUAUGAUAGACGGACCAAUUGGUCAAAAAAGGUUUGUGCCGCAGGUGUUGAACGAUCUACUCUACACAGGUGUGGGCUUACAGGGCUAGGGCUCAUAAACCCUUUCUUUCAUCAAGAGG
This is a messenger RNA of Dioscorea cayenensis subsp. rotundata (Guinea yam), 1290 nucleotides long. Its product is annotated as NADH-ubiquinone oxidoreductase chain 1-like. Gene Ontology annotation, biological process: aerobic respiration. The record is from RefSeq and is a predicted model, not a curated record. The coding region runs from base 852 to 1151 and encodes 99 amino acids. Gene Ontology annotation, molecular function: NADH dehydrogenase activity. Lineage: Eukaryota; Viridiplantae; Streptophyta; Magnoliopsida; Dioscoreales; Dioscoreaceae. The transcript has a single exon. Gene Ontology annotation, cellular component: membrane.